Molecule: messenger RNA, 1212 nt
Organism: Didymosphaeria variabile
Lineage: Eukaryota; Fungi; Ascomycota; Dothideomycetes; Pleosporales; Didymosphaeriaceae
Exons: 1
Coding region: 1-1212 (403 amino acids)
Biological process (GO): L-serine metabolic process; pyruvate biosynthetic process; D-serine biosynthetic process
Molecular function (GO): magnesium ion binding; L-serine ammonia-lyase activity; serine racemase activity
Source: RefSeq, a predicted model, not a curated record
AUGGGCUCGCAUACCGAAUUGCCGCUGACCCGCGAAUCCGUAAUCGGCGCGCAUGAACUCAUCAAACCGCACAUUCACCUCACGCCCGUACAGACCAAUACCACGCUCUCGAACCUCGCAUCGACGCCGCAGACCGCCGAAGCUCUCAAGGGGACCCCGUGGGAAGGACAAGAGCCCGCCAAACCGAAGAUAAAACUCUUUUUCAAAUGCGAGAACUUCCAGCGCAUCGGUGCCUUCAAAGUGCGCGGUGCGUUCCACGCCGUAAAGCGCCUCAUCGAAGCCGAAGGUCUCGAAGAAGUCCGCAGGAAAGGCGUUGUUACGCACAGCAGCGGGAACCACGCCCAGGCGCUCGCGCUCGCCGCGAAGACGUUCAAUAUCCCCGCGCACAUCGUCAUGCCCAAGAUAUCUACACCGAGUAAGAUCGCGGGGACGCAGGCGCAGGGCGCGAUUGUACAUUUCAGUGGGAGCACAAGUCAAGAGCGGGAGGCUGUAGUAGAAGAGGUGAUCAAGGAUACGGGCGCAACACUUGUCCCGCCGUACGAUCAUCCGCAUAUCAUACUCGGGCAGGGUACUAUGGCGCUGGAGCUUACCGAGCAAGCCUCCUCUCUGAUAAAAAGCGAGCCUGCGCUCAGCGUGAGGGAAGGAAAGACCGGCUUGGACGCCGUCAUCGCGCCCUGCGGCGGCGGCGGCAUGCUUGCAGGGAACGCGGUCGCUCUACAUGGCACCGGCGUCAAGGUGUUUGCCGCCGAGCCCAGCUUCGAAGGUGGAGACGACGCAAGGCGCGGUGUUGCAGCUGGCGAGCGAGUCACAACUGUCAAGACGCUUACCAUCGCCGACGGGCUGCGCACGCCGCUCGGCGAGAUCAACUGGAGGUUUAUUGCAGACCCAUCAUACGUUCACUCCCUGUACUCGGUAACAGAGGAUAAUAUUAGCGAUGCGAUGCGGUUAGUGCUGGAGAGAAUGAAGUGCUUCGUUGAGCCGAGUGCGGUCGUCGGGUUGGCGACGAUACUGUAUAAUGAGGAUUUCAGGAGGUUAGUGGAGAAGGAGGCGGGAGUGGAGGGAUGGAAUAUCGGUGUGGUCUUCAGUGGAGGUAACACUACGAUUGAAGCUAUCACGAAGAUAUUUGCACCCGUUGAGGGAAAGAAGGCGGAGAGGGAGGAGGGUGUUGUCGGCAAGGAUGGGAAGAAGGUCGCGGAGAACGUUGCAGGUUGA